This is a messenger RNA of Fusarium keratoplasticum, 1185 nucleotides long. RefSeq names its product Oxidored-FMN domain-containing protein. NCBI's taxonomy places the organism in Eukaryota, Fungi, Ascomycota, Sordariomycetes, Hypocreales, Nectriaceae. The record is from RefSeq and is a predicted model, not a curated record. The coding region runs from base 1 to 1185 and encodes 394 amino acids. Gene Ontology annotation, molecular function: FMN binding; NADPH dehydrogenase activity. The transcript has a single exon.
AUGGGCUCAACAGCAGCACCCUCUGCCGACAGCAGGCUCUUCCAGCCUCUUCGACUUGGCCACGCCCAGCUUGAACAUCGUAUUGCGUUGGCCCCUCUUACUCGCUACCGUAACGACCACAGCCACGUCGCUAAGCCCUUUGUGGAGCGAUAUUACUCUGAGCGAGCUUCGACCCCAGGCACCUUGAUUAUCUCAGAGGCUACAGGAGUCUCUAUGCAAGACACUGGCGAGCGACAAGGCCCAUCUUUCGUCACCGAUGAGCAAGUCGCUGCUUGGAAGAAGGUUAUCGCUGGUGUUCAUGCCAACAAGGGUGUUUGGUUCCAGCAGAUUUGGGCUCAAGGCCGAGCUGCCAGCCCAGACUAUCAAAAGGAGCGAGGCUUCAAGUACCGAUCUUCGAGCGCAGUGCCAAUGAGCCCUGAUGCUGAAGUUCCUGAAGCGAUUACUGAGGAGGAGAUUCAGGUUCUUAUUCAGGACUUUGUUGCAACUGCAAAGCGGGUCAUCGCUGCUGGCGGCGAUGGUGUCGAGAUUCACGGUGCCCAUGGCUAUCUGCUGGACCAGUUUAUCUCCGACUCGGUGAACCAACGUACCGACAAGUGGGGAGGUUCUAUUGAGAACCGUGCUCGACUGCUUCUCGAGGUCGUUAAGUCUGUUGCAGCAGAAAUUGGUCCUGAGCGCGUGGCCGUUCGACUUUCGCCUUAUGCUUCGUUCCAGGGAGCGGAAUCUUCAGACAUUGAGGCUCAGUACACCUACAUCGUCAAGGAGCUGAAGAAGAUUGGCCCUUUGGCCUAUUUGUCUCUGGUCGAAGCCCGUGGAGACCCUGCGAAGCUACUAGUUGCCAGCGCGGAGGAUGCUGUGGAGAGCCGGACCCUCGACUUUAUCCUCAACAUCUGGGACAACCUUUCGCCUGUCGUUGUUGCAGGCAACUACUCUCCGAUUUCAGCCGUCGAUGCUGUGGAUGGACACUACAAGAAGUGGGACGUCAUCGUGGCCUUUGGCCGACCCUUCCUGGCAACACCUGACCUGGUCUGGCGAAUCAAGAACGGCAUCCCCUUGAACAAGUAUCAUCGACAGUCAUUCUACAUCAAGGGCUCUGAGAUUGGUUACAACGACUAUCCCUUUUCUCAGGAGUACGUUGAUGCCCGACGGGCUUGGGCCAUUAAGUCCAUGGAGGUGGCCUCAAAGUAA